This is a messenger RNA of Bombus impatiens (common eastern bumble bee), 1945 nucleotides long. RefSeq lists its product as uncharacterized. Lineage: Eukaryota; Metazoa; Arthropoda; Insecta; Hymenoptera; Apidae. The record is from RefSeq and is a predicted model, not a curated record. Bases 1249 to 1770 code for a protein of 173 amino acids. The transcript is spliced from 4 exons.
GCUAAACGAUGCGAAACUUAAUAUACUUGGACCUAAUUAAGUAAUUGCUACAAUAAAUAACAAUCGUUUCCAACGAUACCAACGAUAAAUUCGAGACAAUAAUUGUUGCUUCCUUAGCAAUCGGAGUGUCUCUGUCUAGCGCCGAGUGCUUGCAUCACAACGUUCGAAGCCAUUGAGUCUGUUUUUAUAUUAUCCUCGAGCAGUCGACUAUUGUUCUUCGAAUUUCGAAGAUUCUACAAUAGCAGCGCUAUCUUCGGCAACGUUCGGCGGCUCGACGGCUUAGCAACAGCUCACCGAACUGUCAAGGCUGUCAACGACCACCGAUAACUGUUUUCCGUUUCAUCGUCGUCGUUGACAUAUGUCACGUUUCAUUGUUGAAAAUGCUGUUUGAUCGCGGUUUCGGUCGCUGCUUGCACAAAAAUCUAAAAUUCCCCAAUGAAACGAAGAGCACGUAUGCGGCAUAAAUCGGCGAGUUGCGUUCGGUCUACGUACUUACGCGUUCUCGCUUUGUAAUUUACAGAUCUACCAUCACGUGUGAUAUUCACCGUGCUCGACGUUAAUCCGUUCUAAUUUCUCUCUAAUUGUUCGCGCCCGUACAAAGUUUAGAAGUACAGCCUCGAUUUAUUUACUCCGUAGCCUACAUUAAAUAUUAAGAUUGUUUCGUCAACCUAGUUUUGAGUUAUAGUAAACUCUUAUAACUUGAUAUAAUUUUCCUAGUCGUACGAAAAUAUUAUUAAAUCAUACGAGCUUUUAGUAUAUUUAGACCCGAUUAAUUAGUACUUAAAUGCUACGAUAAAUACGCUUGUUUCCAACCGCUCCAACGUUAAGUUCGAAGCAAUAAUUGUUUUUGCCCUAAUAAUCCCCUGAUAGUUGUAAUGAACUCUUGUUUGGAUAAUCUGCUCGUCUCGCGUCCGUGAUUAUUUAUUAUCGGCUUGAUCUUUCGUUCUAAUUUAUUCCGAUGCAGCGUAGACGCCUCCGACGUUACGUUCCAAACAACAAUGGUACGCAAUAAUAUUUUUUGUAGCCACUGUAAUUCCAAGACGAUGUCAAUUUAUUGUCGACUCUUGUCCUCGCCUUAAUUCUAAUACGAAGAUUAGUAUCGGUGUAGCAGCGCGAGGACUAAAGUUCAAACAGCAAAUCCAGUGGCGCGGCGUGUUCUUCCGAUCCGGUCCUUGAAUCGGUAGAGGCCGCAGUGAAUCGAGGAUCGUCGAUCGGUGCGGACGUGACGUUACAAGGACGCCAGUCGGCAUGGCUAUGGACACCAGCACUGUGCGUCUCGUGAUAUUCCUCGGGAUGUUCCUCAUGUUCGCCGGUGACUACAGCUACGUGAUCUUCACGAUUUUCGGUCGAUCGUCUCGGCAAAAUAUCACUGAACCGGUUAAAAGUCUGGAGGAUCCUGCAAGCAAGGUUCCUGCAGACAAGGUAGCCUUGACGACGGUGAAGAAGGAUAACGAGAAAGAAAACGCGAUCUCGCGACGCGCGAAGAUGAUGACGACGAUCAAGACGGCUUGCUUGCCCAAGCUUAUAUGCGAACUGACCUCGUCCGUCCAUCAGGAUCAGCUGAGUGAGAUGGAACGGUCACUGCUAAACUUAAUCAGGGACACGAGCUUGAACACGAUGGCGGAAGUGCCCUCGAGGUACCACUUCGCGGCGCAUAUGGGUCAACUGAUAUCCGGCGUGGAAGGUCAAGGAUGUCAUAAUUUCUACCCUACCUGCCCCCUGCCUGGCUCCAGCGUUCUCAACAUGAUGAAGAAGAUUCGACUGCGUUGACGCUAUGAAAUCACGUGGACAAGCAAUGAAAAAAUAUGACAACGCAAUUUGCGAUAUCGCAGAUAAUUUUUCUCGUAACGUCGUUACGAACAGAAUUUCGAUUUUUUAAAAAUUGUGCAUAAUUUCUGUUUCACUCCAAAUGAUGUUUCUUACGAGUAAGAUAUUAUCGUAAAAA